Molecule: messenger RNA, 474 nt
Organism: Acanthocheilonema viteae
Lineage: Eukaryota; Metazoa; Nematoda; Chromadorea; Rhabditida; Onchocercidae
Source: the annotation of a GenBank genome assembly
AUGCUGGAGAAAAUGGGAUGGAAGCCGGGUUGUGGAUUGGGCAAGUAUGAGCAAGGAAUUACCAAGAAUUUACGACCGAAGGCAAACGUUUCAACGAGAGGCUUAGGAUGUACUGAAAGAAGCGAUGAAGUUUUGAUUGCCCAUCAUGACAGCUUUGCAGCUAUUUUGGCUGAUUUAAAUGAAAAGAAAGAAAAGUCAAAAGUUAAGGAAGUCAACAAAAGUUUGAAUAAAGUACAAUCAGAAAUAAUUCUGAAUGAGCACAGAAGCGACGGAUAUAGCGCAAAAAUGUCAGAAAAAGAUAAGUGUGCUAUUUUUGGUAGGAGAUCAGCGAAGAGAACUGAUAAUAAAAACAUUAAAGAGAAAGAUGAAGUUAAAUCGGAACCAUUAUCUGGAAACAUAACUAUAAACAAGAUUUCGAUUAACGAUUAUUUUGCCGAAAAAAUGCUAGAAUUGAACAAAAGGCGGAAAUUUUGA